AUGAAUCAAAUGCAACAACGUAAGAAAAACUCUGGCGACUUACGCAAGGAUUUGAUAAAAUGUAAACAUAGAGAUUAUCUAGCAAAGAUUAAACAUUCCCUCGUCGACAACCCAAAACUGUUUUGGUCAUACCAUAAAGCAAUACACUCAAGUAAAUGUCAAUCAACCGUCCUCACCCAUGACAACAAAAUAGCUACAACUAUUGGUGAAAAAGUACAAUUGUUUAACUUGUAUUUCUCCUCAGUGUUUGGACCAAAGUUGGACCUGGAUUGUUUGCUGUUGAGUAAUGAGCCUCGAACAGAUAUGCAAAUCUUUGAAAUUCAACUUGAAGUUAAUGAGGUUUAUGAAUAUUUAAGAACACUCGAUACAACAAAAGCACAUGGUCCCGAUGGCAUUCCUGCUUGCAUAUUAAAGGAUGUGCUACUUUGUGUUCUCUUUUCAAUAAAUCACUUAAAGAUAGCUGUGUUCCUGACAAAUGGAAAAAGUCCAAUGUUACUCUAG
Paramuricea clavata is the source of this 501-nucleotide messenger RNA. The record is from the annotation of a GenBank genome assembly. Lineage: Eukaryota; Metazoa; Cnidaria; Anthozoa; Malacalcyonacea; Plexauridae.